CUUCUUCAAACACACUUCCUCAUCUCUUCUUCACACGCAACUUCCUCUCCUCCGGCUUCUCUACUCUUUUAUUAUAUAUACGCACACCUUCAUUUCUUCUUUCUUCAACUUUAACACUCUUUCACAAAUCGACUAGUCUUGAAAAUUUUAAUAAUAAUAAUGGCGCUCGAAGCUCUUACUUCGCCAAGAUUAGCUUCUCCGAUUCCGACUCUGUUUCAAGAUUCUGCAGUUGGCUUCCAUGGUAGCAAAGGCAAGCGUUCUAAGCGAUCAAGAUCCGAAUUCGACCGCCACAGUAGUCUCACUGAGGAUGAAUAUAUCGCUUUAUGUCUCAUGCUCCUUGCUCGCGACGGAGAUCGAAACCGUGACCUUGACCUGCCUUCUUCUUCAUCGCCGCCUCUGCUUCCUCCUCCUACUCCGAUCCACAAGUGCAGCGUCUGCGACAAGGCGUUUUCUUCUUACCAGGCUCUUGGUGGACACAAGGCGAGUCACCGGAAAAACGUAUCCUUUACUCAAACCACCGGAGGAGAUGAGCAAUCGACUUCUUCGGCGAUAACCACCGUGAGUCACGGCAGCGGCGGAGGGAGUGUGAAAUCGCACGUUUGCUCGAUUUGUAACAAAUCCUUCGCCACUGGUCAAGCUCUCGGCGGCCAUAAACGGUGCCACUACGAAGGAAAGAACAACAACGGCGGAGGCGGCGGCGGCGGAAGCAGUAGCGUGUCGAAUUCUGAAAGCCACGUCAGCAGCAGCAGCCAUCAAAACCACCGUGGGUUUGACCUAAACAUCCCGCCGAUACCGGAAUUCUCGAUGGUCGACGGAGACGAAGAGGUGAUGAGUCCCAUGCCGGUGAAGAAACUCCGACUCGACUUGCAGUAGAAAGAAACUAUACUUAAAACAUUCAGAUUCUUGAUUUGUUUUGCUGUACAUACCAAUUUCGAUUUUGAUUUGAUUCCAAUUCUUGUUCUUCUUCUUCUUCUUCUUCUUCAUUGAAUCAAGAUUCUUUGUU
Messenger RNA from Eutrema salsugineum, 1003 nucleotides. RefSeq names its product zinc finger protein ZAT6. The transcript has a single exon. Gene Ontology annotation, biological process: response to stress. The record is from RefSeq and is a predicted model, not a curated record. Gene Ontology annotation, molecular function: DNA-binding transcription factor activity. Bases 160 to 873 code for a protein of 237 amino acids. Lineage: Eukaryota; Viridiplantae; Streptophyta; Magnoliopsida; Brassicales; Brassicaceae.